Messenger RNA from Eutrema salsugineum, 609 nucleotides. RefSeq lists its product as uncharacterized. The record is from RefSeq and is a predicted model, not a curated record. The transcript has a single exon. The coding region runs from base 66 to 449 and encodes 127 amino acids. NCBI's taxonomy places the organism in Eukaryota, Viridiplantae, Streptophyta, Magnoliopsida, Brassicales, Brassicaceae.
CCUAGAGCAACACACUCUCCACGACUCAUAUCAAUAUAUCAAUAUUACCAUUUACUUUGUACGUCAUGAGUUCAAUGGUAAGAGACCGAAAGGAACAAAUGGUGAUCCAGUCGUCAAUCGUAUUGCUUCAAGAAAGAUUCAGACAACUUCAGAGAGCGCGAGAGCUAAGAGCUGAGCGUGAGCUCCUAAACCCUAAACCUAGCCACCAAGACAACAACAACAUCUUACAAUAUUACAGCGAACCCACGAGUUUCGGUUUCUUCCAGUUUUUACCUCUAAACUCUCAAACAUCCUCGUCACAGCAUCUCCUCUCCCUCUCCUUAUCCGCGCACUCAACCACUGAUUCCAUUGAAAAGCCAAGCUUUUGUCAUCACUGGCCAAGUAAAGAGGACAAAAAGAUGGGUGGUUUUGAUCGAUACGACGACGUUGAUACGUCUCUGCGUCUCUAGACUCAUAAAGUUGCUCCUCCAUCUUUUUUUGUUUUUGUUUGAAUUUAUAAAUAUGUAUGUAUAAACCCUUUUUUUGGUCAGUAUUCUACUUUUAAGGAGUCUUGUAGGUGGUGAUGAUAUAUGUAUGGUUCAAAUGCGAUCAUAUAUAAUAUUAGUUAUU